Ilex paraguariensis (yerba mate) is the source of this 2273-nucleotide messenger RNA. NCBI's taxonomy places the organism in Eukaryota, Viridiplantae, Streptophyta, Magnoliopsida, Aquifoliales, Aquifoliaceae. The record is from the annotation of a GenBank genome assembly.
UUUCAAGUGUGUACACUUAGUUUUCAUUAACAUCCACAGUAACAUCUAUUAUUUGGAUAGUUAUUGUUUGAUUUGAAGUGUCGCAUUUAGUUGAUGAAGGAGCUACUGUUCUUAUUUGUUGUAGGUUCAGACUUGCAGCAUAAUCGAUCAUUCCGACCAGUGGGAGGUUUGAACAGAAAAGUUGCUUGCGAGUUGGAUGUAAAACCUUUCACGGAUGUUCAACUACGGAAGUUGGGUCAGCAUAAAAAAGAUUUUUUGUGGCUAGGCUCUCCAUGGAUGUGUGGGAAAAGGCGGAGACAUUACCAAUCAUUUCAUCGUAAUGGUGUUAAAAUUUCUGUUCAUAACUUUGUUUAUGUUUUGGCUGAAGAAGAUAAACAACUUGUUGCUUACUUGGAUGAUAUGUAUGAAGACUCCAGAGGCAACAAGAUGGUUGUAGUACAAUGGUUGCACAAAAUUGAUGAGGUUGGUAUUGCUUUGCCUCACAAUUACAUUGACCGAGAGAUUUUCUUUUCUCUAUGUCUUCAAGAUCUCAGUGUUGAAUGCAUAGAUGGAUUGGCAACUGUUCUCAGUCCCCAGCAUUAUGAGAAAUUUCUGAAUGUGGCAGCACAAAAUCAAUUGGAACCAUUCGUAUGCCACAAGCAGUGUGAUGUUGAUGAUAUCAAGCCGUUUGACAUAACUCAAGUUAAAGGUUACUGGAAUCAAGAAAUAUUUAAAUAUGUAUCAACAGCUUCCCUUUUAAAUUGUUGGCCUUCCACUGAUGGUCUGGAGGUGGAAAGGCAUCUGAGUGAUGCUGUUGGGAUCAGGCCUAAGAAGAGGCUUCGUAGGCUAAGAGACUGUGAACAUGACCCGGACUCUGCUAAGAAGCAGGAGACCAAGGAUGCGUGUUUGGAUGUACAAGACUUGAGAGUUGGGUUUGAAAUAGGCAGUUUGAAAGAACAAUGCUCUACUGCAUCUUUAUGUGGGAAAGAGGCAAUAAAACAGAAGCAUCCACAGUAUUUAACCAUAGGUUCUCAAGUUGAAGUGCUCUCUCAGGAUAGUGGCAUCAGAGGUUGCUGGUUCAGAGCACAGAUCAUCAAGAGGCACAAAGACAGGGUGAAAGUGAGAUAUCAAGAUAUUAAAGAUGCAGCUGAUGAAGCAAACAAUUUAGAGGAAUGGAUUUUGGAGUCCAGGGUUGCCGUUCCUGAUGAAUUUUGUCUCCGUGUUCAUGGGAGGACAACUGUUAGGCCGAGCCCACCAUCCAACAAAAGCAGAUUUUCAUGGGUUGUUGAAAUUGGAACUGUUGUGGAUGCAUGGUGGCAUGAUGGCUGGUGGGAAGGAAUUGUAGUUAAGAAAACAUCCAAGGAUAUGCUUCAUCUUUAUUUCCCAGGAGAAAAGCGGGAAUCAAUAUUCAGUUCGAAUGACUUAAGACGUUCUCAGGAAUGGUUGGGAAAUGGAUGGAGAAACAUAGAGAAAAGACCAGAGCUUGUGACCUUAAUAUUUUCUGGCCUUGAAUUAAAGCGAAGUAUGCCUAAAUUAUGUGAUGGCAAACUGGACCAAGGUGCAGUAUGCAGUAAUAGAGUUCAGAAAGAUUGCUUACCAGUAAAGGAUGACAGUAGAAGUAGCAAUAUUUUGGUGCAUUCUAGAGAGGACAAGGUAAAAGAAUUAGAAGUGGUCCGUGAUCUUUCGAAAGAUGUUUUGCUUUCACAGUUGAGGUGGAAGUCAUCAAGAAAGAGAGGCCGUGGUAGGAAUUCUGCCCAGAAAGUGCUUUACAGCGUUAGUGAGAAUAAAAGCAGCCCAGAAGCUCAGAGAAUGCCAACCUGUGAAAAUUUUUUCAUUCCUUCAUCCCUGAAAACUGAUCAUGACAACUGCAAGUACAUUGAGAAUCCUAUGUUUAGCUCUUCAGUCGUACCUUCUCUAACAAGCUUAGUUAUGUCUAGGUAAUAGUUGUCCUCCACUAAAUUUGGCUUCCAAAGUCAUUUUUGGAACUUCUGAUCCAUUCUCCAUUGGGGAUACUAGUUGUUAUAGAGGGAUUAGGCUUUUAGAUUCAUGUUCAUCGACUCCUAGAUGUUCUUCAAUGCGGGCAAUGUUUAUUUAACUCCUUUUCCCUUUGUAUCUAUAGCUGACGAUAGCCCGGAGAGGCUACAAUGCCCUCCCAAGUAAUGAAUGGGCAGCUGUUUUGAGCGCAGUAGAACACCUUUGUUAGAGCUCUAAUGUCUUGUCCUGUACCUAUACUUAGAUUUCUCUCCCCCAUAGAUCUCGAGGAUUUAAUGUAUUCUGUACAGAAUGUUUCUGAU